AUGCUUGACGCUUUUUCAGCCACCAGGAAACCCACCGUUCUUUUCAUCGCCAACCCAUGUGAAACAUCAGCCACACUAAAUUCCAAAGAAUUCACAGAGAAAUUCGAUAUCUUGCGCUAUGACUUGGAUACCAAGGAAAAGUUUAUUCGUUUCCUGGAGGAGCAUGAAAAAGACAAGAUUACUGCUAUAUAUGGCGGGUUUCCUGCCUUUCACAGAAUUGGCGGAUUGAAUCGUGACAUCAUUGAACAUAGAUCAUUUCCUAGAAACGAUUUAAAAUGCAUUGUGCUUUGUUCGAGAGGCUGCAAUGGGCUCGACCUGGAUGCGUUACGUGAACACAAUAUUCAAUUGUACAACUACCAAGACGAUCAGGACGAAGGGUUGAUUGAAGACUUGAAACUUCAUGAAGUCGGUAAUGAUGUGGCAGAUUGCGGCUUAUGGCACAUCUUAGAAGGUUUCAGGAAGUUUUCAUAUGGUCAGAAACUUGCUAGAGAAACUGGGAACACAAUAGUGGCGAGAACCAAAGCUGCAGGGAAGGACGGAUUUGCUUUUGGUCACGAAGUGGGCAACAUGUUCAUUGAAUCACCAAGAGGAAAAAAAUGUUUGAUUCUUGGUCUCGGAAGUAUUGGCAAGCAAUUGGCUUACAAAUUGCAGAACGGAUUAGGAAUGCAAAUACAUUAUUGCAAAAGGAGCGAAGAAUCCACAAUCUCUGGAAGCGAAAACUGGAAGUUUCAUGGACUAGAUGACACAAUAUAUCCCAAGCUACACCAAUUUCAUGCUAUUGUUAUCACGUUACCUGGAACUCCUCAGACAGAGCAUUUGAUUGACGUGAAGUUUUUGCAGCAUUGCAAUUCAGAGUUGAUUUUAGUUAACUUGGGAAGGGGCGCAAUCUUAGACCCACAAGCCGUGUCGGAUGCCCUUGCGAAAGGACAAAUCAGACACCUUGGCGUGGAUGUCUUUUAUAAUGAGCCUAUUAUCGAUGAGGAAAUCAAAGUUUCUGACAAGCUUACCUCAAUUACUCCACAUUUGGGCAGUGCGACAAAGGAAGUGUUUGAGCAAAGUUGUGAGUUAGCAUUGGCAAAAAUUUUACGAGUGGCAUCUGGAGACGUGGCAGAAGACAAGUUCUUUUCACGUAUAGUUUGA
Messenger RNA from Saccharomyces eubayanus, 1140 nucleotides. RefSeq names its product putative hydroxyacid dehydrogenase. Gene Ontology annotation, cellular component: cytosol. Bases 1 to 1140 code for a protein of 379 amino acids. The transcript has a single exon. Lineage: Eukaryota; Fungi; Ascomycota; Saccharomycetes; Saccharomycetales; Saccharomycetaceae. The record is from RefSeq and is a predicted model, not a curated record. Gene Ontology annotation, molecular function: hydroxypyruvate reductase [NAD(P)H] activity; NAD binding; glyoxylate reductase (NADPH) activity.